Ananas comosus (pineapple) is the source of this 1635-nucleotide messenger RNA. RefSeq names its product magnesium transporter MRS2-I-like. Gene Ontology annotation, biological process: transmembrane transport; magnesium ion transport. NCBI's taxonomy places the organism in Eukaryota, Viridiplantae, Streptophyta, Magnoliopsida, Poales, Bromeliaceae. Gene Ontology annotation, molecular function: magnesium ion transmembrane transporter activity. Gene Ontology annotation, cellular component: membrane. The record is from RefSeq and is a predicted model, not a curated record. The transcript is spliced from 11 exons. The coding region runs from base 1 to 1176 and encodes 391 amino acids.
AUGGCGCGGGAAGCGGCGGCGGGGGCGGUGGAGAUGGCGCAGGGGUCGAUGAAGAAGAAGGCGGGGGCGGGGGCGGCGAGGAGCUGGAUCCUGUUGGAUGCGAAUGGGGAGGGGACGAUUAUGGACGUGGACAAGUACGCGAUCAUGCACAGGGUCGAGAUCCACGCGCGGGAUCUGAGGAUUUUGGAUCCCCUGUUGUCGUACCCUUCCACGAUCUUAGGGCGGGAGAGGGCGAUCGUUCUCAACCUCGAGUAUAUUAAAGCGAUCAUCACUGCUGAUGAGGUGUUGCUUAGGGAUCCUACGGAUGAUAAUGUGAUCCCAAUAGUUGAGGAGCUUCGCAGGCGCUUACCUCCUGCUAGUGGUGCUCGCCAAGCACAAGGUGAAGGGAAGGAGCAACAUGAUGUAGAAGCUGCUGAGGAGGAUGAAUCUCCAUUCGAGUUUCGUGCUCUAGAGGUUGCUUUAGAAGCAAUCUGCAGCUUCCUUGAUGCACGUACCACGGAGCUGGAGACUGCUGCCUACCCUGCAUUGGAUGAGCUAACUUCCAAGAUUAGUAGCCGUAACUUGGAUCGGGUUAGAAAGUUGAAGAGUGCAAUGACAAGGUUGACUGCUCGGGUCCAGAAGGUAAGAGAUGAGCUUGAACAAUUACUGGAUGAUGAUGACGACAUGGCAGAUCUUUACUUGUCAAGAAAGAUGGCCGGGGCUGCUUCUCCUGUCAGCGGCUCUGCUGCAUCCGGUUGGUACCCUGCCUCACCUACAAUAGCCUCAAAGAUAUCUCGGGCAAGCAGGGCAAGUGCAGUAACAUUACAUGGAAAUGAGAAUGAUGUCGAGGAGUUGGAAAUGUUACUUGAGGCGUACUUCAUGCAGAUUGAUGGAACAUUGAACAAAUUGACCACUCUGCGUGAGUAUAUUGAUGACACAGAAGACUACAUCAAUAUUCAGCUCGACAACCAUCGAAAUCAAUUGAUUCAGUUGGAGCUAUUCUUAAGUUCAGGAACUGUAACCCUCUCUUUGUACUCAUUGGUUGCCGGCAUAUUUGGGAUGAAUUUACCCUACUCGUGGAAUCAAAACCAUGCAUACGUCUACAAAUGGGUGGUCCUCGUCGGUGGACUUGGUUGCGCCCUUUUCUUUGUCUUGAUUAUUGCCUAUGCUCGCUACAAAGGCCUCGUCGGGUCUUGAUUGCCCACAGAGCCGUACCCAAUUUUACGGCAGAACAGUUUCAUAUUAUCAUUGAAAAGAUUAAAUCACCUCCUACCUGCUUCAGAAGAACAUGCUCUUCUUGUGGUUAUGUUUUCAUUGAUCAUCAUUCGGAUGUACACUUUUCCUCUGUAGUCUCCUACAAGUUGUUCGCGGCUUCAUCCAGUUAACAGAUUCAAGUUGGGGACAACGCAUUCAUCUCAUUCCCAUUAGCUAUUCGAUACUGACAAUUUUGGUAUGAAAGUCGAUGUUGAGCAGUAAGAGGGAAAAAUGUUGUAUCAGUUCAUUCAUGAUUGGUCGAUUUGUAAGGUUUUUUCAUGGUAAUAAAAAUGGGAACAGGGUCGUAGUAGCUCAUAUAAACUUAGUGUAAUCUAAGACAUUAUAUAUUUAUAGAAUUUGGAUGGAAUACUAUUAAUAACAUCAAGUCAUUGAUGCAAUUAA